Molecule: messenger RNA, 552 nt
Organism: Dioscorea cayenensis subsp. rotundata (Guinea yam)
Lineage: Eukaryota; Viridiplantae; Streptophyta; Magnoliopsida; Dioscoreales; Dioscoreaceae
Exons: 1
Coding region: 1-552 (183 amino acids)
Source: RefSeq, a predicted model, not a curated record
AUGGACUUGGAUCAGGAGGCCCUUGACCAGUCAGAUAAUGAAGAACAACCGGAUCCUGAAACACUGACAGGCAUCAUGAGGGAGAUGAUGCUAAUGAUGCGUAGUCAGCGUCAUCAACAUACUUUUGGAGGCAGUCGAGACCUACUGGCAGAGUUUGGACGGCAUACACCACCACCGUUCGAGGGGACUACGAACUUGACAAUGGCAGAGUCCUGGAUCAGGCAGAUAGAGAGGACUUUCCGGGCUAAGCAGAGCCCAGAGGAAGACAAGGUCAGACUGGCUUCUUUUAUGCUUAGAGGCAGUGUAGCUUUGUGGUUUGAGAGUGAACUACGAAUCAAAGGUGAGGAUGCCCUUAGGACUUGGGAGCAGUUAAAGGAGGUCUUUAAUGCGAAGUACUUCCCAUUGAGCCGUCGAGCUCAAAUGGAGAGGCAAUUCUUAAAUCUGAAGAAGGGAUCUAUGUCUGUAGAAGAGUAUGAGGCAGAAUUCGACCGGCUUUCACAGUUUGCACUGUCAUUAGUAGAAGAUUCAAGUUCAUUCACCAAACCACAAUAG